CCUUUUUUUUAUUGCAUCACUCGGAAAUUGAUUUAAAAACCGAAAGUGAAAACUCCAAAUGGUGUUAGACAGAACAUGGGCAAAGCUAAUAAAUGACGAAUUCUUCUCAUUUAUGGCUUAGUUACUCAGCCACACUUCGAAGGGCCAUUCCUUUAUGGGAUUUGUCAUUUGUUGGUCUCUAGCAACUACAAAUAAAAAUGGUGGGGGCUCCUUGGUUUCUGAUGAAAUUUGGGAUCUAGGGUUCUUCAAGUUCUUGGCUUUUUUUGGGGAUUUCUGGGUAUUUAGGUAUGAAUAUGAGGAUAGAGACUCAGAUGGCAUGUGGGUUGAAUGUGACUUGCUUGCUAUCAUCCUCUGUUUCAUGAAGGUUUUGGUGGGCUAGGCAGAAGAGAAUUUAUACACGCUUAUUUCUGCAGAAACCGAAGCUUAGCUAACCAUGGAUCUCAAUUUCAGAAAGUGCUUUGCUUCAAAGAAGGAAUCAUGGAGGUCUGUAGUGCUUCUUGCUUAUCAGAGUCUCGGUGUCGUCUAUGGAGAUUUGAGCAUUUCCCCACUGUACGUGUUUCGAAGUACUUUCGCUGAAGACAUUCAUCACUCAGAGACCAACGAAGAGAUCUUCGGUGUUCUGUCCUUUGUCUUCUGGACUCUCACUUUGGUCCCUUUGAUCAAAUAUGUCUUCAUUGUUCUCCGGGCCGACGAUAAUGGAGAAGGAGGGACCUUUGCUCUGUAUUCUCUGCUCUGUCGUCACGCCAAAGUUAGCCUUCUGCCGAACCGACAGCUCGCUGACGAGGCACUGUCGACGUAUAAACUGGAGCAUCCACCCGAGAAGAAUCACGACUCGUGGUUGAAGAGAUACCUCGAGAAACACAAGUCUCUUCACACUGCUUUACUGGUUUUGGUUCUUAUUGGCACUUGUAUGGUAAUCGGAGAUGGAAUUCUCACUCCAGCUAUUUCUGUUUUUUCUGCUGUGUCUGGUCUCGAACUAUCAAUGUCUAAGGAACACCAUGAAUAUGCCGUGAUUCCGAUAACAUGUGUCAUCUUAGUCUGCCUCUUCGCCCUUCAGCAUUUUGGAACGCAUCGUAUUGGAUUUGUUUUCGCUCCCAUUGUCUUGACUUGGUUGCUAUGUAUAAGCAGUCUCGGCAUAUACAAUAUAAUCAAGUGGAACCCUCAUGUGUAUAAAGCUCUGUCUCCAACGUACAUGUUCAUGUUCUUGAAAAAGACGAGAAGAAGUGGAUGGAUGUCCCUCGGCGGGAUCUUGUUGUGCAUAACCGGUUCCGAGGCCAUGUUUGCUGAUCUCGGGCACUUCUCUUACGCAGCAAUUCAGAUUGCCUUUACCUUCGUGGUUUACCCGGCUCUUAUAUUGGCUUACAUGGGGCAAGCGGCUUACUUAUCCCGGCAUCACCAUUCCAUUUAUAAGAUAGGGUUCUAUGUCUCCGUGCCUCAAAGUGUGAAGUGGCCUGUGCUCGUGAUUGCGAUUCUUGCGUCUGUCGUCGGAAGCCAAGCGAUCAUCAGCGGGACUUUCUCCAUCAUAAACCAGAGCCAGUCUCUCGGCUGCUUCCCGAGAGUCAAGGUUGUUCACACGUCCGAUAAGAUCCAUGGUCAGAUUUACAUUCCCGAGAUUAACUGGCUGCUAAUGAUUCUCUGCAUCGCUGUCACAAUCGGGUUUCGGGAUGUAAAACACCUCGGAAAUGCAUCGGGGCUAGCUGUAAUGGCGGUCAUGCUGGUAACGACGUGCUUGAUGUCGUUAGUCAUCGUUAUCUGCUGGCACAAGCCGCCGAUCCUAGCCAUGGCGUUCCUGCUCUUCUUCGGUUCGGUCGAACUCCUUUACUUCUCGGCCUCGCUCACCAAAUUCCGCGAAGGGGCUUGGCUACCGAUCCUCCUCGCCCUUUUCCUCAUGACCGUCAUGUUCGUCUGGCACUACGCCACCGUCAAGAAAUAUGAGUACGAUCUCCACAACAAGGUCUCCCUCGAAUGGCUCCUCGCGUUAGGCCCGAGCCUCGGAAUCACCCGAGUUCCCGGUAUCGGAUUAGUCUUCACCGAUCUAACCUCGGGUAUUCCCGCAAACUUCUCACGGUUCGUCACCAACCUCCCGGCUUUCCACCGAGUUCUGGUCUUCGUCUGCGUGAAAUCCGUUCCCGUCCCUUAUGUUCCGCCGGCCGAGAGGUACCUCGUGGGACGGGUAGGACCAGUGGACCACCGCUCGUACCGCUGUAUCGUGCGUUACGGGUACCGAGACGUCCACCAGGACGUGGAUUCCUUCGAAGCGGAGCUUGUGAGCAGACUGGCGGAUUUCAUACGGUACGACUGGCAUAGAAGAACACAGGGCGGAGCCCACGAUCAGGACCACGACGACACAUCGCGGUCAGUCCGAUCGAACGAAUCAACCAGCGAGUCGAGACUAGCGGUGAUCGGGACAGUGGCGUUCGAGAUCGAGGAGAGCCUGCAGCCGGAGAGCGUGUCGGUGGGGUUCACAACAGUGGAGAGCAUCAACGACGUGAUUGAGAUGGAGACGACGAUGCAGCCACAGCAAGCCAACGCCAUGAAAAGGGUGAGGUUUGCAGUGGAGGAGGAGGAGGAAGAAGAGGAGGAGGAGAUGGAGCUGAUGGAGGAGAUGGAGGAGCUGGUAACGGCGCAGCAGGCGGGGACGGCGUUCAUAUUAGGGCACUCGCACGUGAAGGCGAAACAGGGUUCGUCACUUGUGAAGAGAUUGGCUGUGAAUUUCGGAUACAACUUCUUGCGGAGGAAUUGCAGAGGUCCCGAUGUUUCCCUCAAGGUCCCUCCCGUUUCCCUCUUGGAGGUCGGCAUGGUUUACAUCGUUUAGAGACUCCUCUCUCAUCUCUCUCUCUACUGUAAAUGCUGACACUCCUUUUGUUUCUUACAAAACUGAGACCGAAGAUGGUGUCUGUCGUCGUGUGUUUUUCUUAAUGUUGGGUUAUAGAUUGUAAUUAUGUUAAAUCGCUGAUUUUUGUUUUGGCAA
Messenger RNA from Tarenaya hassleriana, 2971 nucleotides. Its product is annotated as potassium transporter 2. Gene Ontology annotation, biological process: potassium ion transmembrane transport. Lineage: Eukaryota; Viridiplantae; Streptophyta; Magnoliopsida; Brassicales; Cleomaceae. The record is from RefSeq and is a predicted model, not a curated record. The transcript is spliced from 10 exons. Gene Ontology annotation, cellular component: plasma membrane. Bases 434 to 2815 code for a protein of 793 amino acids. Gene Ontology annotation, molecular function: potassium ion transmembrane transporter activity.